Drosophila innubila is the source of this 1729-nucleotide messenger RNA. It is a transcript of the gene Aplip1, whose product is annotated as JNK-interacting protein 1. Gene Ontology annotation, biological process: regulation of JNK cascade. Gene Ontology annotation, molecular function: protein binding. Gene Ontology annotation, cellular component: cytoplasm. The transcript is spliced from 5 exons. Bases 237 to 1700 code for a protein of 487 amino acids. The record is from RefSeq and is a predicted model, not a curated record. NCBI's taxonomy places the organism in Eukaryota, Metazoa, Arthropoda, Insecta, Diptera, Drosophilidae.
GACGUCCAACUGAGCUGAAGUACAAGAUAAAACGGCCAAGGAAAUUAUUGAUUUUCGCAUGUGAAGUGAAAAAGUAUCUUUCUUUGGCUGCUGUUCUGGCAAUGAUCAAGAUUUGCAAAUCUUAAGCAAGUGCUCAACUCUUGAGUCUAGCAAAAAGUGAAGCUAAUUUGUUAGCACUUGUAGGCGUAGCUGUAAGUAGGCGUGGCAGCUGGGCAAAUUAGCCCACUGACAGCGACAUGGCCGACAGCGAAUUCGAGGAAUUCCACAGGCCCAUUUUUGAGCCACAUGCAGUGAGCCCAUUUGGCAAGAAGAAAAACACACAUGCAUUUUACUCACUCAUACCCAACGAUGAGCUGGAUGACUCGCACUCCUCGAAAAGCGAUGGCUCCGAUCAGGAGGACAACAUUGGGGAGGUCAAACUGCAGCGUCAGGUGGAGGAUGAUGAGCUGGGAGAUGGGCUGAAGGUUACACUCUCCUCGGAUGGUUCGCUGGACACAAAUGAUUCGUUCAACUCGCAUUGUCAUCAUCCAUUGAAUCAUCAGGAGGCCAUUGGUGGCUUCAUAGGCAUCAAUGGCGUGGCUCCAGGUGGUGGCCUUGGCGCUGGUCCAGUGACCAUAGGUGCCACCACGGAGCUGUUGACACCCACAGCAGCUGCUGCCACACGACGUCGCCGCAAGUUGCCCGAGAUACCAAAAAAUAAGAAAUCUUCCAUUCUUCAUAUUUUAGGUGGUGGCAACACUCCCUGCACCCUGGCGGAUGAGUUUCGCAUUGGUGGGGCAACUGCAGCUGGCGGUGGCUCCUUGACAGCAUCGCGUUCGAGUCAACAGCGCUCAUUCCUUUCCCUCAAGUGUGGCUAUCUGCUGGACGAGGACUCCAGUCCGGAUUCGGAGCGACUGCAGAGUCUGGGCGAUGUGGACAGCGGUCACAGCACGGCGCAUUCGCCCAACGAUUUCAAGAGCAUGUCGCCACAGAUCACAUCCCCGGUCUCGCAGUCCCCCUUCCCGCCACCCUUUGGUGGUGUGCCCUUCGGUCAGCUGGAGAUGCUGGAGGCUACACAUCGUGGUCUGCACAAGUUUGUGCCACGGCAUCAUGAUGAGAUCGAGCUGGAGAUUGGCGAUGCCAUCUAUGUGCAAAAGGAGGCCGAGGAUUUGUGGUGCGAGGGCGUCAACUUGCGUACGGGUCGCCAGGGCAUAUUUCCAUCGGCCUAUGCCGUUGAUCUGGACUACAAUGAGUUCGAUCCGACGGUGCAGCUGGUCAAGAAGGAGCGCUACUUGCUGGGCUAUCUGGGAUCGGUGGAAACUCUGGCACAUAAGGGCACUGGUGUCGUCUGCCAGGCGGUGCGUAAAAUUGUGGGAGAAUACGGGAAUUCUCCGACUGGACAAACGUGCAUUUUGGAGGUAUCCGAUCAAGGAUUACGCAUGGUCGAUCGAUCGGCACCAAAUAACAAAAAGGAGAAGAAACCCUGCAUCGAUUAUUUCUACUCAUUGAAGAAUGUCUCGUUCUGCGCAUUUCAUCCACGGGAUCAUCGCUUCAUUGGCUUCAUCACAAAGCAUCCGACAGUGCAACGUUUCGCCUGUCACGUCUUCAAGGGCUCCGAGUCCACACGACCCGUUGCCGAGGCUGUUGGACGCGCCUUUCAACGAUUCUAUCAGAAAUUUAUAGAGACCGCUUAUCCCAUCGAGGACAUCUACAUUGAGUAGAGCAAAAGUUAAUGCUUUAACUAAAAAAA